Messenger RNA from Spirodela intermedia, 2106 nucleotides. NCBI's taxonomy places the organism in Eukaryota, Viridiplantae, Streptophyta, Magnoliopsida, Alismatales, Araceae. The record is from the annotation of a GenBank genome assembly.
AUGGCCACUGACAUCGGAGAGGUAGCAGGGGGCGGCGACGACGGCGGUGUCUCCCGGGAUCCGGCGUCUCCACGGGUAGGCAUGGCCUCCCUCGCCGGCGAAAACGGCAACCAGAAGAGCACCCCUGGCCGGAAAAAACAGCUGAGCCUCAUACCGCUCAUAUUCAUGAUCUUCUUCGAGGUCUCCGGCGGGCCGUACGGCGAGGAGCCGGCCGUGCAGGCGGGGGGGCCACUCCUGGCGAUCAUCGGCUUCCUUGUGUUUCCAUUCAUCUGGAGCAUCCCGGAGGCCCUGGUGACCGCCGAGCUCUCCACUGCCUACCCAGGCAACGGGGGCUACGUGGUGUGGGUCACCGAAGCCUUCGGUCCUUUUCCCGGGUCUAUGAUGGGCAACUGGAAGUACCUCAGCGGCGUCAUCAACAACGCCGCUUAUCCCGUUCUCUGCUCCGAUUAUCUCUCCCGCAUCUCCCCUCGCUUCGGUACCGGCGGCGGCUGGCGGGACGGAGCCAUCAUAGGGUUCACCCUUGCUCUUUCAUUCCUCAACUACACGGGUCUAGCGGUGGUCGGCUGGGCGACGGUGGCACUGGGAGCGGUGGCGCUGGCCCCGUUCAUGGUAAUGGGAGCCGUGGCGCUGCCGAAGAUCCAGCCGAGGAAGUGGCUGAGGAGGACCGAGGGGCGGAUGGGGAGGAGCGACUGGAACCUCUAUUUCAACACGUUGUUCUGGAACCUGAACUACUGGGAUAACGUGAGCACGAUGGCCGGGGAGGUGGAGCGGCCGCAACGAACGUUCCCCCCGGCGUUGCUGGGGGCGGGGCUGAUGACCUGCGUCGGCUAUCUGGUGCCGUUGUUUGCUGCGACGGGGACGCUCGAUGUGCCGCAAGAGGAUUGGAGCGACGGGUUCCUAGCCGACGCCGCCGGUAAGUGCUAACGAGAAGAUAUUUUCCUUAGGGCUCUCUGAUUGAGACAAAACGAUCAGCUCAUCCGAUAGGAAAUACGUGAUGGGGCCUUGGGGUCGUACAUUAUUACCGUAAUGAUUAUUUUUUACUAUAUUUUAUUCAUAAUAAUUUGAUAUUAAUAUUUUAAAAGUUGAUAUUAAGAUUUUUCAUAAUGAAUUUAUAAAUACGUAAGUAUUUAUCUCUAAAUGCUACGUCAUUAGUAUUUUUGGAGGUAAUUUCGGAAAGUAGGAUGCCAAGCUCUGUCUCUCACUCUCUCGCUCUCUCGCUCUCUUUCCCUCCCUCUCUCUCUCUCUCUCGCGUAUACAUACACGCACUCAUGUUACAAACAUGUCAGAAACACCGUCCAUUUAACCCUUAGUCUUUCGUCACAGUCUAGAAGAAGAGCCAAAAAUUAAUGGGGGAUAAGGAUGGAAUGGACGGCCUGAAGAUCCCUCAUGUCAUGUGUUAUGACUAGUAGCUAGGGAUUACAAGUUGAAGAUAGAUCCCAGCCAUUGAAUGGUCAUCUGAAUCUAAUCCACAGUAGAUCCCAUCCGCGGUGUCCGGGAUGAUGGGUUGCAGGCAUGAUCGUUGGGAGGUGGCUGAAGAUCUGGGUGGAGGUGGGGGCCGUCCUCUCGGCCGUGGGGCUCUACGAAGCUCAGCUGAGCACCUGCGCCUUCCAGCUCCUCGGCAUGGCGGAUCUCGGGCUCCUCCCGCGCGUAUUGGCCGUCCGCUCCACCUGGUUCGGGACCCCCUGGCUAGCCAUCCUUGGCUCCACCGCGGUAACCCUCGCCGUCUCCUUCAUGAGCUUCAACGACAUCAUCGCCUCCGCCAACUUCCUCUACGGACUCAGCAUGCUCCUCGAGUUCGCCGCCUUCAUCUGGCUGCGCCGGCGGCGCCCCCUCCUGAAGAGGCCAUUCCGGGUACCCAUGAAGCUCCCAGCGCUCACUGUCAUGUGCCUCGUUCCAUCGGGUUUCCUGUUCUUCGUCAUGAUAAUUGGGAGUUGGCCAAUUUACGCCAUCAGCGCGGGGCUGACGGCGCUGGGCGUGGCCGUCUACUACGGCAUGGGUAUCAUCAAGGCCAGAGGAUGGAUGGAGUUUAGUAAGGUGGAGAGUCAUCAAGGAGAGGAUGAAGAGGGAGCAAAUCGUGGGAAAGGGAGCGUGGCAGGUAGGGUGUGA